Apis cerana (Asiatic honeybee) is the source of this 5294-nucleotide messenger RNA. RefSeq names its product putative mediator of RNA polymerase II transcription subunit 26. Lineage: Eukaryota; Metazoa; Arthropoda; Insecta; Hymenoptera; Apidae. The record is from RefSeq and is a predicted model, not a curated record.
UCAUAUUCGUUACUUUGAGAUUCAUAAAAGAGUUGAAAAAAAAUUAAAAGAUAUUAAACGGGAUGGGAUAUCUUUUGCAAUGACGUUUCAUUUUUUAUUAUUAAGUAAAUUUUGUUACAUUAAGAUACGAAACGAAAUCGUUGAUAAUUCGAUCGAUUAAAUUUUGUUACUUUGCACGAAAAAGAAAUAAGUGUAUAUGUAUGGUUAAUUGUUUUAAAAUGAAUUUAUUCCAUUCAUAUUACGUGACGUAUUUAAAAACAUGAAUUAUUUGUCGAUGACCGAGUUCGCAAAGGGUUUGAACGACGAAUGAAUGACGAGUGAAAAGAUUAGAAAUAAAGUGUACGAAGUAAUAAAAAUAAUAUAAAAUAAUAAUCAAUUCGACACACGAAAUAAUCGAGGAAAAUGAAUUGGAGGAGAACAUCGUUAAGAAACAGCGACGGUCGAUGAUCAAACAUUUUGGGAACGAGAUUUAAAAUGUUAAUUUUUAGAGCAGAGAGAUACGAUUCGUUCGAGUUCUCCGCGGAUAAAUGUAUAAUAUUUCAUUUGUAGAUAUAGAUAAAGAUAUAAUUACGUGAAAAAUUACGAUACCAGCGAGGAAUUCCUUAAAAUAGGCACAAAAGAUUGUUUAGUAAACACUCUGAUUUCGUUCAUGUCCAACCUCUUCGAAAUUUGGUAAUAGUCUUUUCGAAUCUUGUUUUUUUACAUAAUUUUACAUUACAAAGAAAAGGAAUUACAUCAUAAAGAAAAGGAAAAAGAAUUCAUAAAAAAAAAAGAAUCUUUUUGCCAGAAACGAAAUUAAUUAUCUCGCCAUGAUACGAACGACAAAUUUUUCCUCACACGUGUGAACUAUGCCUCGAAAAACAAAGGACAUCGUUCUCGAUUUAUUUAUUUAUUUAUCGUUAAGUUGGCCGUUAAUAUUUCUUUGUCGCGAGUCAAUAUCGUUGAAAUGGACUUUCGAUGACGGUCGAGUGAUCCAUGCACUCGUAUCUCGAUCACGUAAAAUCGAGAGUCGAUCCUCAUAUGUUUCGGUAACCGAGGAUCGGCCGAUCCACCAUUGUUAAUUAAAUGCACGUUCAGUAAUCGUUCAAAAUGUCGCGUCACUGAAGAGUCGGGAAUGACAUAUUCCAUUUGAAUUAUAAUCACAGUUUCAAAAUUUUAAGUGUUUAUGACGAACCUGUCCAAAUUGCAUAGUAAAACGUUAAAGUUCAAAUCACAAUGAAAGGAAUUAGGGCAUUAGUUUUGCAGGAUCUCCCUCAUGUUUUUCCUUCUAAAAGUUUUCAGCGAUCAUCGACGCAACUUCACACAACAGCGUCAUCCCGACGAUUCUGGAGUUUUUUCGAGUUCUCUUCGAAGGAAGAAAACUGUCAGGAUGCGAAGAAAUGUCCCUCGUCCAAGGACAUCGUUUCAACCUCGUUAAUCUCAACGAACGAAGUCGAUGAAGUAUCGAAAUCAGGGUCGCCUAAUUUGAUCCGCAAUAUUUCAACGGUGCCGCCUCCCAAGCGGUACAAUUCCCAGUUCGAUUUGAAAUCGAAGACGCCGAUAAGCUGUCUGAAGCUGCAGAACGUUUUGAAACAGGACAGUUUGGUUUCCCUGCUGGACGGGAAUCCUGUUCCGAAAACGCUGAAAUGGAAACUGAAGGGUUAUAAAACCCUUCGAAACGAGCAGGCCGGUGACUUCGCAUUCGUGCCAGGUGGAAAGUCAUACGAUUUCGAUAUUCUCACGAAGGACGAGCAGCAAGAGCUGAUGAACUCGAGCAAUUACACGGAUAGAUCUCGAUCGAAGGCGAGGAAUAGCGACGCGAAAAACGACACGAUAUGCUUGACCACGAAAUCUAUAGAGAACGUGGAGGAAAUAUUUUGCAGGAACAAGUUGAUGGGCGAAGAUAAUUCCAUCAUCGAGGGGUCGAGGACCGACAAGAAGGGGACGGAUACAGGUAGCGCGGUGACCGCCUCUAAUCAGAAAAUUUCCACCACCACGAAAUUGCUGGUCGGCAACCCUAGCACCCCUAAGAAGGAGGAUAUCAAAUACCUGCCGAUCUUGAAAACCGAUUUUUCCACCAGCCAGAUGAAGUAUCAGACGCAACCGUCUGUCCAGUUUUCCUCCAAACCGCCUAAGAACAUCCCGAAACCUUUGCCGCCGAUAAUGAAGAAACAGGACAACAACAGCGAGAAGAAAUGGGUGGGUGAAGCGGAGAAGAAGAAGGUCUCGCAGGUUCCCGACCCAUCGAUAACACCGAUCGCCUCGACUCAAACGGAAACGCUCCCUACGGAAAAGUUGAGUCCGAUCCCCGAGAACAAAACGAUGGAUGGAACGAUAAACGAUAGUAGCACGUUUCAAUUCGCAAAGGUGCCCGAACCCACGCUGCAACAGCAACUGCAACAACAACAACUACUACUACAGCAACAGCAACAACUGGAACUAGAACAGCAGAGACAACUGCAACUAGAGCAACAGAAACAACUGGAACUGGAGCUACAGAAACAACAACAACUAGAUCUGGAACAACGGAAGCAGCAACAGCUGCAGCUGGAGCAGCAGCAGCAGCAGCAGCAACAGCAGCAGCAGCAACAACAACAAACGAAAGAAACGGCGAAAUCGACGGAAAAAGAGGCGGAGCCGGAAGUGAUGGUGGAAUCGCAAGUGAAGGAGGAAACGAAUGCUCAGGAGGAGAACGAUAUAAUCAGUUCGAAAUACGCGUUGGAAAUGCUGAAAGCCGAUGAAAUGGAGGAAAAUUUACAGGAGAGCAAAUCGCAGGCGUAUUUGGAAAGCGAUAGAAACGCGUCGAGAACUGAGAAAACGGGGGAGAUGGAAACGGAAGCGAGCGAAGGGGAUGCGAACGAGUCGUGCAGAAACGAACAGAUGGAAAUGAGAGAGGUGGAGAGUGAUAUGAACGAUUCUGAACUUGCAUCAACAAAUCCUCAAGUUGAACCGACAAAAGGAACGGAAAACAUCGAAUCACCAAGCGAAGAAUUGAAAUUAAAAUUUUUCAAAUCUACUCCCGAAACGGUCGAGAAUAAACAAACCGAUCCAGCCACCACGUAUUUCGCGCCACGGAAGUCGAACAGGAAUAGCAGGACCGCUUUCCAUUCCAUGACGGAGAAACCAAUCAUGAACAUAACUAGUCCCUACGAGAACGAACCUCGGAUUCCAACCUCGCCUUGCGCCGCGACACAGGCCAAGCUGUUGCGGGCCAGCUCGAACAAAAAUUCUCAGGGGUCGGAUAUGGGCGGUGGUAAAGGCUCCUCCAUGGCUGGAAACUCUGGGGGGGGAUCGCGGAAACCACCGGCCUCCUAUCCUCCGUUCACGACUAGGAGAUCGGCCUCCAACAGCUCCAACUGUUUGACCAAAAAAUUGCCGCUCGCCAGGGAAUCGGAGAGCGGGCUGCGCGCAAUGAUGAACACGAGGAGUCCCUCGUCCAAUAUCUCCACUUCCACUAUGAAUUUGCGGAACAAGAAUAAGGAGAAUCAGAAUUUGAAGAACCGGAAGGACAAGAAGUGUAACAAAAAGGAGUGCAAGCGUUACUGCUGUCCGGCGCUACAAACGCCGACAGAUUGCGAUUACAGCAAGUUCCAAUGUCCGAACACGAAACACAUCGUUAAUGCUAGCAAAAUGGUCCAUUACGAUCCAACCUGUUUGCCGCAAGAAGACGAGAACGAGAUACAAGAGAUUUGCACCGAUCCGAGGGCGCACAGGAAGUGCAACAGAGACAGGAAUCCGAGUCGAACAACGUCGAGCAGACGUGACAACUCGUAUCCUGGAAGUAGUAGUACUACCCGGAGUAGUAGUAGUACUACCCGUGACAAUUCGUAUCCUGGAAGUAGUAGUACUACCCGGAGUAGUAGUAGUACCAGGAGUAGUAGUAGUACCAGGAGUAGUCGUGACGAAAGGAGUUCGACGGAAAGCAGAGGUACCGAGUUCUGCACGAAACCGAGGAACAAAGACGUGAACAAACGGUCGACGAGGGACGACAGCGGGAGCAGAUCAGCGAAAUUCGGGAAAAGGAAUUUCACCAAUUCCGCGUACGUCAGACGGCCGAAAGCAAUGAAAAGCGUGAAACGAUUUUCCUCGUUGCCAGCCUUCGCUAUUCCUCUGCUUGGCGCGAAGGAGAGCAGGGAGGUGAAUCAGAAGAUAUUGAUCUCACCCUCGAAAUGCAAUUUCUCGAAAUGCAAGAGGAGCGACGAUAGGACAGGGUGUAAACAGAACAGGUGCAAAAGGCAGACGAAGUGUAAAGUGCGGAGCGAUAAGAAAGGAGAGGACAAUUGCAAAAAGCUGAAGGGUUCCUGCGACAAUAAUGCUUGCAAGAGGCAGACUAAGAGGGAUACUAAGAAGGACACCGAUGCGUGCCAGAGGGUGAAACCUGUCCUCUGCGACGAUAACGAAGAAAAUGCUUGUAAAAGACCUACGAAAGUGGUGGACGAUCCUUGCAAGACGGUGAGGUCACGAGGAACGCACAGCAAGAAGAGGGAUGAUUCUUCUAAAAAGACUUCAGGGAAAUUGAGUUGCAGUAGUGUAACCACGAUCAAGGAGGGUCAGUAUGGCACUAAGGAUUCGGGGAGCACUUUGAACAUAUGCGGUAAGAAGAGGGAACAAAUGUGCAAAGAUAGGAAAAAAACAAUAAUCCCAGAAAGCGAAAAAGCAAAAGAAUCCGCGAAAGAAAGGAUGGAUAGAGAACGAAGAGAGAUCGAGGAGUGCAAGAAAGAUAUAAUGCCUAAAAAGAAAAAGGAUGAGAAAAAAGUGGUAUCCGGUUUAGAGCGUGUUAUCAGUCCGUGUAAAGAGCAAUUAAAGAAGAAAGACGUGAAAUUUUCAAACUUAAAAUUUCCCUUGAAUCUUAUAAAGAGUCUGCAAGAUUCCAAAUUACUGAACGAUCGAUUGAGGAAAUUUUCCAACGAGGAAACCUAUGAAAACAAUGAUGUCGGUGUGAAUGAUUUGGUACCGGAAAAGAAAUUCUGGAUUUUUCAUGAAGACUUGAACUACCCGGAUGUACCUAGUUUAAAAGAAAAUGUUGAGGAUAUACCAGAAGCAGAUGACGAUGAUAAUGCUAGCAAUACGUGGUUCUUUUCGUGGUUCAACGGCUGUCAAUAAUUAAAAUAAUAUACUGUCAAUAACAAAGAAAGUGAAUGGUAUAUAAUUUAUUUUUAAAGUUCUACGCUUUUUCGUGUAGUCCCGGGAGUAGUUUAUUUAAAAAAAAAAAAAAUGAUAAAAUAUAUGUAAAUUAAGAAUUGAUUAUAUAGAGUAUAUAUAGAUCAACUGUUUUUAUAUCGAAUAUAACGAAAUGAAGAACAUAAUGAAUUAUA